This is a messenger RNA of Perkinsus marinus ATCC 50983, 504 nucleotides long. Its product is annotated as nad dependent epimerase/dehydratase, putative. Gene Ontology annotation, biological process: beta-D-galactose catabolic process via UDP-galactose, Leloir pathway. Gene Ontology annotation, molecular function: UDP-glucose 4-epimerase activity. Bases 1 to 504 code for a protein of 167 amino acids. Lineage: Eukaryota; Perkinsozoa; Perkinsida; Perkinsidae. Gene Ontology annotation, cellular component: cytosol. The transcript is spliced from 5 exons. The record is from RefSeq and is a predicted model, not a curated record.
AUGCUCUCCUGGGACUCCAACAACGAGUCAUACGUCCUCGUCUGUGCCCUACUAAUGUUCCAACACUCCCUAUUCCUGCUAGUGAUCAUCGUGACAGGGGAACUUUAUCAACCCUACGUCUUUUCUGAGGCUGAGAGAGGAAAUGCUCGAGGGAAAGUGGUUUUGGUAACGGGUGCUGCUGGAUUCAUCGGCUCACACGUUGCGAAGCAUUGCCGUGAUCUUGGAAUGGAAGUUGUGGCAAUUGACGACCUCAGUGGUGGCUUCACAUCGAAUGUGCCUGCUGGGGUUACUUUCUUGAGACGUGAUGUUAGAGAUGCAGAGAGUAUGGAAAGCCUAUUCGAGAGAUACAAGUUUGACUAUGUUUAUCAUUUAGCUGCUUAUGCUGCGGAGGGUCUGUCGCACUUCGUGAGGAGUUUCAACUACAGAACAAAUCUUGUUGGAAGUGUUGAGAUUCUGAAUGCCGCUAUUCGGCACAAGGUUGGUGUGCUUUGCCCGAUACUGUAA